AUGAGAAAGCACACGACUAUUGUGUUACCGGCGACGAAUGUGGAGCAUCACGAGGCUUUGGUUGAUAAUGAAGUCCUUGCUGCUGCUGCCCGACUAAAAUUAUUGCAAAAUCACUGUUCCACGGUCUCUAAGACCUCUGCCCUCCUCAAUACGCGCUCACAUCAUGUUUCUGUCGUACAACCUCCACUAACCUUAAGGGAGAAAUUGCACGCCCUCCGUAAAAAUAGGUCAACACGAGCUCGUCUUUUCCACCUCAUCAUGGUGGUUGUUCUUGUCUUCAUGCUCAUCCUAUUCGUACCAGCGUACGUUUUCAUGCGACUCGAACCAGACUGGAGCUACCUUGACUCUGUCUACUUCUGCUUCAUCUCCCUCACAACUAUCGGAUUUGGCGAUUUUGUUCCCGGUAGAGGGGCUCUAAAAGGGCACACCUCAAACAGUACACAGUCAUACAAGCUGGCACACGAAGUCUAUAACAUUGCAAUCGUCGUUUACCUAGUUGUUGGAACCACAAUGCUUAUGUUGUUGGUUCGAGUGUAUCGUGAAAUGAUGGAGGUGGAGCGAAGAAUCAAACGUGAUCGUCUGAUUUUGAAGCUGCAGCAUUCCCUAACCGAUCCGAACAUGACCCUUUCCAACACACCUCUGUGCAUUCCUCCUUAG
Messenger RNA from Echinococcus granulosus, 657 nucleotides. RefSeq names its product Potassium channel subfamily K member. Bases 1 to 657 code for a protein of 218 amino acids. Gene Ontology annotation, cellular component: membrane. Gene Ontology annotation, molecular function: potassium ion leak channel activity. The record is from RefSeq and is a predicted model, not a curated record. Gene Ontology annotation, biological process: potassium ion transmembrane transport; stabilization of membrane potential. Lineage: Eukaryota; Metazoa; Platyhelminthes; Cestoda; Cyclophyllidea; Taeniidae. The transcript has 3 exons.